Messenger RNA from Colletotrichum aenigma, 834 nucleotides. RefSeq lists its product as uncharacterized. NCBI's taxonomy places the organism in Eukaryota, Fungi, Ascomycota, Sordariomycetes, Glomerellales, Glomerellaceae. Bases 1 to 834 code for a protein of 277 amino acids. The transcript has 2 exons. The record is from RefSeq and is a predicted model, not a curated record. Gene Ontology annotation, biological process: carbohydrate metabolic process.
AUGAAGCAGAUUUCCUUCUGGCUGAGCAACUCCGAGGAGGCUCAGAAGUGGGACGAAUUGGCAAGCAGUAUUGGUGAAGCUCUGCACAACAAAUGGUUCAUCGAUGACACCAACGGCACCACCUCACAAGCGUACUACUCCGGAAACAUCCAGGCAUCAAACGCUCUUGCGCUCGACGUAGGCAUUGUCCCGGAAGAAUACCAGAAUUUGGUGUUUGACUCGCUUUUGACAUCGAUUGAGAACACUACCUUCUAUCCCACGGUCGGGGAGAUCGCGCUUCCUAACCUUCGCGUACUCGAAUACCGAGGCAGGAGCGACGUUAUCUUCAAGAUGCUCAGCGCUCCAGGCCUUAGCAGCUGGGGUCUCGCCAGUUACUCCUAUUCAAUCGAGCUAGGGGCCACAAGUCUCUGGGAAUUUCUGAAUGGCGGCCGUGGCUCGUCGUAUAAUCAUUUCAUGAUGGGGGCUCCGGGCAUAUGGAUUCAGCGACUCAGUGGGCUGGACACUGCGGCCGACGCCGUUCGAUGGAAUUUGAUCAACUACCAGCCCAUAUUGGAGGCCUACCUGACUUCGGCUUCGUCUAGUUACCUAACGCCCGCUGGACAAGCCAGCGCCGCAUGGGAGCUCAGCGAAGGUGUCUUGACUUAUGAUAUCGUGGUUCCCGUUGGAUCCGUUGGUGUUGUGUCACUGAACGCUACCCAAGUGCAAGAAGGAGGCCAGGACGUAAGCGUUGAGCAGGAAGGCAUCUUGGCGGUGGAGUUUGACGAGGCUACUGAGGCCAAUUGGAAGAUCCGCGUAGGAUCCGGGUCUUACCAGUUUUCGGCCGUCAUAACUUAG